AAAGACAACCAAAAUCCUGCAAUCGAGUGGAACUAGGAGAGAGAAGCCAAAUUAUUGUUGUUUUCAUCAUUUCAUGAUCCAAGGUAGAGUAGAAGCAUAUCGAGUGUUUUGUACGGUUAAUAGGAAGAUCCUGUUUGUAAAAAGCAAGCUUAACCAUGGAUACAAGUAAACUAAACAAAGGGUUUUGAAUCCAAGUCAUUCUUGUUCUCACUGAGCAACCCAAAUAAUCUAAAAACAUGGUAGUGGGAUGCUUCAAAGUCAAACAAAGAUCAUCAAAUGUAGUUAUAUGAAAUCAUGAAUGUUCCCUCUCCUUUCUCCAAAACUAGACCCACCUCAUACAAAUUUCUUUUUUUACAUAUCUUUGGUCAUUAGCCCCACCACUUCAUCAUUCAUCUACUUUUUCUGUUCAUAACAAUUCUAAAAUCCCCCUUUUUUUUUCCCACAAAUUUCGAAAUGCUUUUUUUCUGCCGAACCAUCAGUGGAUCAGUGCAACCUCCUGAAUGGAAUCUAUUUAGGUUAAAGAAUGAAAGGCCUAAUUUGGACACUUUAUAGCCUUAGCCCUUAUAUAUAGGCUUUGGUAAAAAGAAAUGGAAAAAAGGCUACUCUAAGCAAGCAUGCUUUUUAACCAAUUUGUCCAUUCUGACAUUGUCAUUGAUCUUAAUGACUGAAAAUAGAGAGUUCAAGUGAUUGCAAUAAAAAUAAAUGAAACUUGAAUUGAGUUCAGUUUGUUUGUUUUUUCUUUUUAAUUAUAAUUGAGCCUAUUAUUUCUUAAGCACUGUUCCAUAAGGACAAGAAAACAGGGAAGAUAGAACAUGUAAUACGUCUGCCACUGAAUUAUCACUAAACCAGCUUGGCCCACUGUAUCAUAGCAUAGCAAGGUGUUAUAUAAUUGGAAUUCGAAAUUCAAAAAUAAUUUUUGACCCAAUUUAUCUAAAAAAUUACUACUAAUUAAUAAAAAGACAACAAAAUAAAGAUUGCAAUAUUAACUUUUUGUAAUUAGAACCCAUUUUUUGAGGCCGGAAAUCACUCUUGAUUAAUAACCGACAAGAAAUUCUUCACUCUUGACUUAAUGCUUUCCAUGUUUGCUUCCUCCCACAAUCUCCCUUUCGUGCCAAAAUUUUCUCCACAACCAAAUCCCAGAAUCUUUAAUUCCUUAAUCUUCACUUCUGUCUUUUAUCUCUUUCACUCUCUGGUCUUUUAAACAAAGCCAAUCUAAAAUCUAAAGCAUAGUCUUAAGUCUCCAAGAGUCUUAUACUAUGCAAAUUUUAAUAAACUAGUGACACCAAGAACAUUUAAUCACCAUCAAAUUUUUUUUUUUUUAAUGUUUGUGGAUCAAAAAUGGGGACUGCAACAUCAUCCAUGGCAGCCAAGUUUGCAUUUUUCCCGCCGAACCCGCCUUCCUACAACAUAACUGUGAAUGAAGCAAGUGGGAAAAUGAGGUUCUCAGAUGUUAAUUACCAGAGAGAUAACGUGGAUGUAUUGAAGCUGAGUACCAAGAGAGGGAAUGAGAUUGUGGCUAUGUAUGUGAAGAACCCAUCUGCUUCACUCACAGUGCUAUAUUCUCAUGGAAACGCUGCUGAUAUUGGUCAGAUGUAUCAUAUUUUCACUGAGCUCAGUGUCCACCUUAAUGUUAAUCUUAUGGGAUAUGAUUACUCAGGAUAUGGACAAUCCAGUGGAAAGCCAAGCGAGCAAGACACAUACGCAGACAUAGAGGCAGCUAACAAAUGCUUGGAAGAGAUGUAUGGAAUAAAACAGGAAGACACAAUAUUGUAUGGGCAAUCAGUUGGGAGUGGACCUGCUUUAGAACUAGCCAUUCGGUUGCCUCACUUGAGGGCUGUAAUUCUCCACAGUCCAAUCUUGUCUGGCCUUCGUGUCAUGUAUCCAGUCAAGCGUACAUUAUGGUUUGACAUUUAUAAGAACAUUGAUAAAAUUCCUCUAGUUGACUGCCCUGUUUUGGUAAUUCAUUUAACACUGUUUUGCAGGGAACUGAAGAUGAAGUGGUGAACUUCUCUCAUGGGAAGCAACUUUGGGAACUAUGCAAAGAGAAGUAUGAACCUUUGUGGCUCAAAGGGGGAAACCAUUGUGAUUUGGAACUCUACCCUGAGUACUUAAGGCACCUUAGGAAGUUCAUAUCGGCCAUUGAG
Messenger RNA from Gossypium raimondii (Peruvian cotton), 2144 nucleotides. RefSeq lists its product as uncharacterized. The record is from RefSeq and is a predicted model, not a curated record. The transcript is spliced from 5 exons. The coding region runs from base 1339 to 2004 and encodes 221 amino acids. Lineage: Eukaryota; Viridiplantae; Streptophyta; Magnoliopsida; Malvales; Malvaceae.